Phycodurus eques (leafy seadragon) is the source of this 5169-nucleotide messenger RNA. Its product is annotated as protein jagged-2. The coding region runs from base 336 to 2585 and encodes 749 amino acids. The record is from RefSeq and is a predicted model, not a curated record. The transcript has 15 exons. Gene Ontology annotation, molecular function: calcium ion binding. NCBI's taxonomy places the organism in Eukaryota, Metazoa, Chordata, Actinopteri, Syngnathiformes, Syngnathidae. Gene Ontology annotation, cellular component: plasma membrane; protein-containing complex. Gene Ontology annotation, biological process: establishment or maintenance of epithelial cell apical/basal polarity; heterophilic cell-cell adhesion; cell communication.
GUAUGCGCUUGACAAAUGACCAGCCGGCCGCUUUUUACAUGAGGUGCGCACAAAGAAAAAUUAACUUGGGCCACACGGCCCCCCCCCCCCAAAAAAAAUAAUAAUGGGCUAGAAAUGGAAGAUGCUUGAUUAGUUCGGGGCUUGAUUGGUCAGCCUUGAAGAAAGAGGGAGAGUGACCUAAUUGGGAUGAGAGUUCAAGUCAAGUGAGCCGCCAGAUUGGACCUUUAAAGCUGCUGAAAAGAGGAAGGAGAAACAUACAGCCACGCUCCGGUGGUUCGGUUCGGAAUAGGAGGAGGAGUGGAGAGGGGGGCCCCACCGCCGCCUCCGACGCCGGGAUGGAGGGCACAAGUCGGGCCGAGACAAGAAGCUUCACCGGGAAGCCCGCCGUCUCACACCCGAGGAGCCUCCACCUGCCACGGGCUGUGAUCUUCCUCGUCGCGCUCACCAUGCAACCGCAGGCGGUGCGUACGGUGGGGAUGUUCGAGUUGCAGAUCCGUCAUUACCAGAACCCCAAUGGACUCCUGCUGAACGGAGACUGCUGCGACAUCCCGGUCGACGGCGGGGAGCGCUGCUCCUCUCGAGACCAGUGCGACACUUUUUUCCGAGCCUGCCUCAAGGAGUACCAGGCCCGCGUGGUCCCGACCGGAGCCUGCACCUUCGGCUCGGGCAGCACGAGGAUCCUGGGAGGAAAUUCCCAGUCGCUCCACCACCGCGGUCACGACGGAGGAGGAGCAGGAGGAGAUGAUGGGACUAAUGGACUCAUUGUCAUUCCCUUCAAAUACGCCUGGCCGAAGUCCUUCUCUUUGGUGCUGGAGGCUCAGGAUGAUGACAACAGCACAUCACAACCAGAUCAGCUGAUAGAGCGUGUUCUACUCUCAUCCAUGUUGAAUCCCGGAGAGCAGUGGCAGGCGUACCGCCACCACGGCCGCUACUUCAGCCUGGAGUAUCGCCUCCGCUUUCGCUGUGACUCCACCUACUUCGGGCCCUUCUGCAACAAGUUCUGCCGGGCCCGCGACGACUUCUUUGGGCACUUCAACUGCGACCCCACCGGUUCCAAGGUCUGCAUAGAAGGCUGGACGGGACCCGAGUGCAAAGAAGCGGUGUGCAGGCAAGGAUGUCACCAGGCCCACGGCUCUUGCACCGUACCUGGGGAAUGCACGUGUCACUAUGGCUGGACGGGGCCUCUGUGCGACCAGUGUGUGACGUUCCCCGGUUGUGUGUACGGGAGCUGCACUGAACCCUGGCAGUGUGUGUGCGAUGUCAACUGGGGAGGUCUGCUGUGUGACAAAGACCUGAACUAUUGUGGGACUCACCAGCCUUGUAAGAACGGUGGGACCUGCACCAACACAGAGCCCAACGAGUACCAGUGCGAGUGCCAGAAAGGUUUCAGGGGGCGCAACUGUGACAUUGUUGAACACGCAUGUGUGCUGUCGCCGUGCGUUAACGGCGCCACCUGCGUGGAGGACUCCACGGGCUUCAGCUGUGUCUGCGCCGAAGGCUGGACGGGGAAGACCUGCGCAGACGUGGUGAGGCAGUGCGACCGAAGCCCCUGCGGACGAGGAGCGACCUGUCAAGAGGCUCCGGGAGGUUACCGAUGCCUUUGCCCGUCUGGAUGGAGUGGCAGAACCUGCCAGCUGGACACCGAUGAGUGUGAAAUUAACAUAUGCCUGCACGCCCGCUCUUGCCGCAACCUGAUUGGUGGAUACCUGUGUGACUGUCUUCCUGGAUGGGCAGGGCCAAAUUGUGACAUCAGGAACAGCAGCUGCCAGGGCUUAUGCCUCAAUGGUGGACAUUGUGAGGACCAGAUGUCAGGAUCCAGAUGUUUGUGCCCACCUGGCUUCUCUGGGAAAUACUGCCAAAUCCACCCCGGCCCUUGCGCCAGCGCCCCCUGUCUGCACGGAGGGCGGUGUGCGGAGAAGGGUGAAAGCACCGCUGCCUGCGACUGCCCUUUGGGAUAUUCUGGAAUCUUCUGUGAGGUAGUGGUGGAUCUGUGUGACCCCAACCCCUGCUUGCAGGGGAUGCCCUGUCACAGCAUCGAUGGCAGGUACAUGUGUGCCUGUCCUGACGGUUACUAUGGCAACGAGUGCCUGAGCCUAAAGAAUCCUUGUUUUGGCCCACACUGUCCAGGUGCCAUGUCAGACUCAAAAGCCGGCAUCAGCUUCUACAUGGUCCUGUUGGGCGUCCUGGCUUUGGUGGUGAUAUGCGGCUGCGCUGCGUGCGCCUUUGUCCUCACCCACCUGCAGCACAAGCGGAAAGAGCAGCAGGCCGUCCCGCAGGAGGAAGCCAUCAACAACCACCGUGAGUAUGUCAACCUCAUCCGAAACCUGGACCGUCUUGUCCCUCCGCCCCUCCCGCCUCCCGCCGCCCCCCUGGUUCAGUCGCCAACCGGCACGGCCACUGCCACCGUCGCUGUUUCCCCGCACUGCUACGAGGAAAUCGAGCUGACUCUCCCUCCCUCUCCGGCCCCCUCACACUCGUCCGCUGGGCUGAAGCAGGCUCGUGCCCCAAAAAUGGACAUCUCCAACCGGGAGAGGGAGAAGCUGAAUCGUAUCCACUGCACAGACAACCAGGAAUUACAAGUGUGACCCUUCAAAUCUGAGGCUUAUAUUAUUCUGCAUACUUUGCACUCUCUUGUCACAGGGUCCCCGUUCGUUGUUUGGCCUAUCGUGUCUUUGAGACUCUCCAGAUGAUGUUGUGAGCUUGGACCUUAAAGCCGCAUUUCCACCUAAAGUUCCAGGAACUUUUAGUCCUUGGUACUUUUCUACCAUUUUCACAGAAGCCUGCGGUCCCUGGACGUAUAUCAGUGCAGUAUAUCUUAAUAAUCGGACGGUUUUUCAGCAUUUUCUCACCCUUACGAUCAAAGGCUUGAUUAUCAGAUGUUUAUAAAGGUUUACCCGGAGUGAUCAUCCUGUGGUGUGGGGUGUGCUAAGAGCGAUUUUUCCUCCUCACUCUAACCGGCCCGAAUUUGAGCAUUUGAGCACUCCCUUCCAAUAAAAGUAAUCAAAAUACUUCUUAUCGGAUGUCUCUAAUGUCCUGAGCAAUUAUCAUGUUGUCUGGGGUGUGUUAAGAGGGAUUUUUCCUCCCGAAUCUAAUCAGGCCGAAUUUGAGCAUUUUCACCCCUUUCCGAUCCAAAAAGUUCAAUAGCAAUUCCACCUACAUAAACGUUUGAAAGCAAACCAUUCUGAAAGAUUAAGAACAAAUGUAAUGUACUCAAAAGUUAAAUAUUACUGAACUCUACUUAAAAAUGUACUGUACUAGGUAAUUAAAAAAAAGCCACUGUAGCGUUAUGUACAGUUUGAACAUUUAAUUCAGUGAUUCUUUCAUGCACCACUAGAGGAGCCCACACAUCACUGCUCUAAAAAAUAAUCCAGAGUGAUAUGCUCGGUCAUGGCCGACAAUCGUAAACCUGUUAAAUAUUUACGAUGGCGUAUACUUAUGAGUGAAGUCAACCCGCGGCACGGUGGCCGACUGGUUAGAGCGUCAGCCUCACAGUUCUGAGGACCCGGGUUCAAUCCCCGGCCCCGCCUGUGUGGAGUUUGCAUGUUCUCCCCGUGCCUGCGUGGGUUUUCUCCGGGCACUCCGGUUUCCUCCCACAUCCCAAAAACAUGCAUAAAUUGGAGACUCUAAAUUGCCCGUAGGUGUGACUGUGAGUGUGACUGGUUGUUUGUUUGUAUGUGCCCUGCGACUGGCUGGCAACCAGUUCAGGGUGUACCCUGCCCGAUGACAGCUGGGAUAGGCUCCAGCACGCCCGCGACCCUAGUGAGGAGAAGCGGCUCAGAAAAUGGAUGGAUGGAUGAAGUCAUCCAUGGACUCCGUUAUUGUGACGUGAAACAAAACAGUUGUCAACAAGAAAGCUCGCUGUAGGACACAAAUAGAGGGGCGACUGGCUGUGUGAGUGUUUUUUAUAAUGUGUCUCAAAAGUCAUUCAACGCAAUAAAAAUGACAAGGAGAAGAAUUGCGACUGAAAUGUAGUUACCAGAGAAGCUAAAAGUUCACCUCGCUUCUGGUUUGAAGAAGGAGACUCAACGAUUGUCGGUGCGGACUUGGAUUUGUCAUCAUAAAUAUUGAACAGAUUUAGCAUGAAUGAUUAAGGAUAAUCGCUCAGAAUAAUCUUUUAGAGACACACGAUAAUCAGGCUUUUUCUAUCUUUGUUUGGAAGGAAAGAAAAAUGCUCAAAUUUGGAUACUUUACAGUGUUCAUGCUAUUCUCAUGGGAUAGGGACCAAGCGAACAUUGAAAAUCCGUGGCACUAAGAUGCUACAAGAUGGGGGGGAAAAGCACCACAUGAAGCUCCUGAACUUACUUCAACAUAGUUCCUUAACACCAAGAUGCAACAAGGUGGCACCAAAGCAAUAAUUAUAUUUGAGACAGAGCUCUGAGCUGAGCAAAAAAAAAAAAACACAAUAUAGGUGAGUUUUUCAGCGGCUAACGGACGAUAGGUUGCAAAACAAAAUUAGCGACCGCGUAGUGUAAGGGGCAACACUGUACCCCUCUUUAGUAGCGAGUAUGUGAACAGCUGUAGACAAGGUGGGAAAAAAAUGUGGCGAGUCGUCCUCAAUUCAGAUUUGUUGAGCACUGCAGACCCCACCCCAAAUGGUUCUUGAUCCUUUCGAGAGUACUACCCCCCUCCAGGCUCUUUUUACACACCAGAACCAAAUUCAGACAUGCAAUGGUCCUCCAAAAGUUCCAGGGUUAAAUUUCCUUUGGUGGAAGUGCGCCUUUUGUGACCUCAGAGUGCCUGAAAAAGUGUCAGUCACAAAAAUGUAGGCUAAGAUCUGAGUGGCCGAUCAAUGGCCAAAUGAAUGGAUGUUUAUUUAAAGUCCAACUGGGUGAAUGUGAGAUUAUUUAAAGCAACCAACGCAACUUCCUUCCCUUUCCAACACUUUUAACUGGACGUGGGAUUCCAUUUGGCCUGAGUUUGCGCAUGAAAGACUGUACAGUAUAUGAAAUAUGUAAGGACACAAACCUCUGAGUUGUGCUUUAAGGCCUCAUGAAAUGUUUUAAAAGUAAACACUGUUGCCUGUGUCGUCUCUGUGAUGCUACCUUUUUUCAUUUCACAUGUAAAAUAGUUUUUGUACAUAAAUAUAUUGUACAUAUUGAUGCCUCACUUUUUUUGUACCGUGGUUCAGUCUGAGAGUAUCACUCGUUGUUUUACUGACGUUCUCUAAUA